Trypanosoma cruzi is the source of this 624-nucleotide messenger RNA. Its product is annotated as ras-related protein rab-2a, putative. Bases 1 to 624 code for a protein of 207 amino acids. Lineage: Eukaryota; Euglenozoa; Kinetoplastea; Trypanosomatida; Trypanosomatidae. Gene Ontology annotation, cellular component: Golgi apparatus. The record is from RefSeq and is a predicted model, not a curated record. The transcript has a single exon. Gene Ontology annotation, molecular function: GTPase activity; GTP binding.
AUGUCUCAGCAUCACUAUGUAUUCAAGUACAUCAUCAUUGGUGAUAGUGGUGUGGGGAAGAGCUGCCUUCUGCUGCAGUUUACAGACAAGCGCUUUGAGCCGCUGCAUGAUCUGACAAUUGGUGUAGAGUUUGGGGCUCGUGUGGUGACGAUUCAGCAGAAAAACGUGAAGCUGCAGAUUUGGGAUACGGCGGGGCAGGAGAGUUUCCGCAGCAUCACUCGGAGCUACUACCGUGGUGCCUGUGGUGCGCUUCUUGUGUACGACGUCACACGUCGCGAGACAUUCACACACCUUCAGACGUGGCUGGAGGACGCGAAAGCGAACGCCAAUACCGCCAUUGUUAUCAUGUUAAUUGGGAACAAAUGUGACUUAGAGGCCAAGCGGCAGGUGUCGCGGGAGGAGGGAGAGAGCUUCGCCAAGAAGAACAACUUGGUGUUUAUGGAGACAAGCGCCAAGACGGCGCAAAAUGUGGAUGACGCCUUUAUGAAGACCGCCAUGAUGAUUUACGAGAAUGUGCAGAGCGGUGUUGUGGACCUAUCCGUGGUGUCGGGUAAGCCUUUGCCUGCGGCUGCAGCCGUCAGUCCUGCGGCGCGAGGAGGCAGCUCCAACCAAUGCCCUUGCUGA